UGGAAAGUCACCAUUGACAGCCGAAGCACAACUUUUCCGCAGGCAAAGUGAAAUCCAGCCGCGGACUCGGACACAAUCUAGUUCCCGCUUUUCAACUUAAAUUAGUGGGAAGAAGGUGCGGCCGUCCCCCGGUCGGAGCCGGGGUCACUCGCCCAUCCCCCGGACAGCAGCCAUACGGCGUGGGACGGCUUUGCGGCGGCUUCCGAGCACUUUUGGAGACGGGCGGAAAGUCGGUGAUGAGUCCCGGGCUGCCAAAGAAGCGACAACUUGCUCCCCGAGCCGACUAGUUCUGCUUUGGCUUGUUGUCGCUCGAAAACAAGGCAAUUUGGCCCCGAAAUUGGCGACGAAAGUGGGAGCAAAGUGCUUUUGUGGACCUAACAUGGAAGUACAAGGCCCGCAAGAGGCGCUCAAAGUGGGAAUUCAAUGUCAUCAGGCUUCGACGCUGUGCAAAGGCCUGAAUGAAGUUCCCAAUGGACAGAAACUGGCUGUGCGGAGUUGCCCGGUGGGCACCGGCAAGACGCCAUCCCUCAUCAAGCCCGCCGGCCAGGCCAUCUCCAAGGCUCCCGUCGCCGCGGUGACGCACCUCAAGGGGCAGAAGGCGCCCCCCGGCUUGGAGCCGCAGCCGGUGGGAGCUCACCCGCCGGGAGCCAGGAAGGCUCCGGAGCUUCCUCCCACGCAGAUGUCCGGCUCGCUCAGCUCGGUUCCCAUCACGGUGCCUCAAGUCAACUCGCCACAGCGGGCGGCCGGUCAGGUACUACCUCAGGUCAGACCAAAGACGCCGAUCCCCGACAGCCUUCCUCACAGUCCGUGCCGGAACGCCUCCCCGGCCCAUCCGGGUCCCCGUCGGCAGCCUUACGACGGCGCCCCCCCGGCCCUGGACUCUGGCGGGCCCGCCCACCACGGCGCCGGCGUGGCCUACGCCAUCAUCUCGGCCGACGCCAACGGGGUGGCUGCCGUCAGCGAGGCCGUCAAGGUCAUCAUCAUCCAGCCUCAGGCACCCGGUGGCGGCGGCGAGGAGGUGUCGCUCCCCCUGCCAUCGCCCGCUCCCACCGGCAAGAUGGAGGAGGACCUCACCAAGGAGAAAAUUUCCUUCAUGGUGGCACUCGGGCUGGUCACCAACGAGCACCUGGAAGAACUCCAGCUGAAGAGGCAGGAGAGGAAAAGGCGCAGCACAGCGAACCCCGCCUACAGCGGCCUCUUUGAACCAGAGCGCAAGCGGCCGGCGUGGCAUUACCUGACCGGCUCGCUCUUCCUCUCGCCACCAGACUCUGAGGAUUUCUGCUGGAAGGAUGAGGCGGAGCGGGACCAGCGCUGCGCUGUCUGCCAACGGGAUGGCGAGCUGCGGCCGUGCCGCGGCUGUCCGCGAGCCUUCCACCCGGACUGCCUCUGGCCGCCACUGGAGAGCCCGCCCCGCGGACCCUGGUACUGCCCCAAGUGCCACAAGAAGGUCCUGAACAAGGAAAACAUGUCCUGGCCACGCAACUUUGUGCAGUCGUACGUCACGCACAAGACAGUGCGUCUGGAGGAAAAGCGGCGUCUGCUUCGGCGAAACGUGGAGCUGAAGAAAGACUGCGGUCACCUGGAGGAGGAAGACCGGCAGCUCAGCAAGACGCUCCGACGCUGCCUGGAUCGACGAGAUGGUCUGGCGGCGCGGCAGCGGGACACGCUGGCGGCGCUGGAGCGACUCAAAAUCCUCAUCAGGCUCAUCCGCCUUAGCGUGACGACCGCCUCCGCCUUGACGCCCGCCGGCCCGCCCUCCUCUUCCCCGUCCUGGAAGAAAAGCGAGCUGUCGACCUCUCCUCUCCAGACCUUGCCAGGCAACAAGUAGCCCCGAACGCCCGCCCCGCCUCGCCCCCUCCCGUCGUGGCCGGCCAAUUGAUAAUUUGUUUGUCCCGAGACCUCCGGUGCUUACGAGAUUACUUUUUCUUUCUUUGUGGGCCUUAAACUUGGUGCGGUUGCCACAGCAGCUUUUUUUUGUUUUUGUUUUGUUUUGUUUUUUGCCAAAACAAGUCAGCAAGUAUUUGCAGAAGGAGAAAGUGUUGUAGAGCAACUCAGCAGUAUUGGCCCGUCGGAUCAAAUAGAGGAGCGCUCGAUGCGAGCGUCCGGUCUGGUCCGGUGAGGAGUCGAGUCGCCCGUAGUUGCAACAAAGCCAUUGGCCGAGGAAAAAAAAAAUCACCUAGUUUGUUGUUUGUCCGAGUGGCGACUUAAAAGUGGCGAGCGGUCACCGGGUAAGGUGCCUUGGUCUCGGUUGGUGAGCCAUCCCGUUGGCGGGGUGCGUUCAAAUAUGCCAAAAAGUUGUCUGUGUUUUUGUUGGAGUAGAAUUUGCGAAUAAGGUGUUGUGCCCGACUGGCCCCUGUCCGUUCCGUCUUCCUGCCGCCACUCCAUCCAAAAAAGCGGCGCCUGCUUCCGCCUGGCCUGGCCUCGCCCCGCCCCCCCCCCCCAUUCCUCGCCUCACCUCACCCAAGCGGUCUUGUCCGGGAGAAACUGUGCAGUUAUCAAAACUAUUUUACGAGAGCACACCUUUGAACAAAGAACUCACUCUUGGCGUCUUAAAAGGUUUUCUAUUCUUGUACGGAGCAGCAAAAACAAUAGUUUGUCUCAUGGGCCCCUCCCUACCUGCCUCCCUCCUGCCCCACGCCUCGCCGCGGGCGGGAACUUGCCACUAGCCAGUAGAUGAAGUCUUUUGUCUUUGACAUGCCAACGUAAUAGUUGACUUUUUCUACUGACUUCUUAUGAAAACCAGACCAAAAAAAUGGAUUCCUUAAUAAAGAUUUCAUCUACGAAGGAC
Molecule: messenger RNA, 2788 nt
Organism: Syngnathus typhle (broad-nosed pipefish)
Lineage: Eukaryota; Metazoa; Chordata; Actinopteri; Syngnathiformes; Syngnathidae
Gene: phf21b
Product: PHD finger protein 21B
Exons: 14
Coding region: 380-1828 (482 amino acids)
Source: RefSeq, a predicted model, not a curated record